Cervus elaphus (red deer) is the source of this 2428-nucleotide messenger RNA. It is a transcript of the gene FAM163B, whose product is annotated as family with sequence similarity 163 member B. The record is from RefSeq and is a predicted model, not a curated record. The transcript is spliced from 3 exons. NCBI's taxonomy places the organism in Eukaryota, Metazoa, Chordata, Mammalia, Artiodactyla, Cervidae. Bases 317 to 811 code for a protein of 164 amino acids.
CGCGGCUGGAGCAGCGCGCGUGCCGCUCGCCGGGAGCCAGCCUGGCGUCCGGAGCCGCGGCGCAGCCGGCGCUGGCUAGGGGCUGCCGCCUGGGCACGCAGCCGCCUGCCGCGGUCCUCCGGGGCCUCUCCCGCGCCCGCCUCGCCCGCCGGGCCCCAGCAGGCGCCGCAGCCGUGGCCUGGGCAUGAGCGGCCGCUACUAGCUGCGCCUGGCCUGGGACGGACGCCGGACCGCCCCGUCACGUGCGCCCAAGUCCUCGGCCAGCCGGGGCCGCGCCGUUCCCAUGGUUCAAGGCUGUUGAUGGAGAAGGGGGCGGAUGACAGCCGGGACAGUGGUCAUCACCGGGGGCAUCUUGGCGACUGUGAUUCUGCUCUGCAUCAUCGCGGUUCUGUGCUACUGCCGGCUCCAGUACUACUGCUGCAAGAAGGACGAGUCGGAGGAGGACGAAGAGGAGCCGGACUUCGCGGUGCACGCACACCUGCCCCCGCUGCACUCCAACCGCAACCUGGUGCUCAGCAACGGGCCGGCGCUCUACCCGGCCGCCUCCACCUCCUUCAGCCAGAGGUCCCCGCAGGCCCGCGCCCUCUGCCGCAGCUGCUCCCGCUCCGAGCCGCCCGCCUUCUUCCUGCAGGAGCCGGAGGACGAGGGCGUCAGCAACGGGGGGGAGCGCGUGGCCUACAGGAGCAUCAGCCAGGAGGACGUGGGGCCGCCGCCCGGGGCCUUCGGGGGGCUGCAGGCGCUCAACCCCAACCGCCUGUCGGCCAUGCGGGAGGCCUUCUCCCGCAGCCGCAGCGUCAGCACCGACGUCUGAGUGCGCCCCCCACCCCCGGCAGGGCCUGAGACCAUGGCGGGGGGUCCCCGCCUGGCCCCGGGGCCCCGAACAUGGCGCUCCUCAUGUGCCCAUUGUUGCGGGCGCUCCGGGGCUCCCUGAAGGGGUCAGACCCUGUGAAGGCCGGUGGGGCCGCCCCGGGCAGCAGCCGCCGGGGCCUGGGUCUGCAGGGAGGCAGGCGUGAUGCGGGCGCAGGUGGGGCCUCCAGGUGCCCGGGCAGCAGAAUGAGGCGGGGCUCUGGGGCGUGGAUGCUGGGCUGCGGAUGCCAGGGCUGCCGUCAGGAAGGGGCCAGGGGACGGGGACUCCCUGGGUCUCGGUUACCUACUUGUUUAAGGAUGACGUGGCGGCCGCCAGGCUGGGGCCCUGCAGCUCAAGCCUUGGGGGCCAAGUCUCCUGUCCCCCUGAAUGAGGCCCCCCCCGCCAUCCCCACACACCCCAGCUUCCACUGCAGCUGAGACCCUGCUUGAGCCCGCCUCCCUGCUGAUGCCCAGAGAAAGGGGGAGUUUCUUGGGAAGUGCAGCCCCCAACUGGCUUUUUGGUGGAGUGGGGAGGAGGCCGUGUGCCAACACUCCCACUUCAGAAGUAACACACGCAGCCCACUCCUCAGCCCUGACGUGGCCAGGCGGACAGAGCCAUGCACCAGAGGCGGAAAGCCCCACCGAUGCCCCAUGGGACCUGAGACACCCUCCCACCUGGCGGGUCUCAGGAGGACCUGGGAGCCAGGCCUCAGGCUGCCCUUCUGUGCGCUGGCCCCCGACCCCCCGGCCCCCCGGGUGAGGACAGCUGAGCUCAGCCCCCACCAGGCCCCCUCAGGCCCAGCGGCUCCUCCCUCCACCCAGCCAGAGAGCUGCCCCAAACCCAGGGAUGCCUGCCGUGACCCAGGGGCGCCUGCCGUGGGGAACACAGCCCCCCGCUCAGAGGCCCUGUCUCCUCUCUCUGCAGCCUGGCCCCCAGAGCCCCCGCCCUCUCCUGGGCCCGCUCUCUCUCUCUCUCUCUCCCCCACUGCCUCUGGGCCCCACCAUGGAGCACCCCCAACACCCCCGUAGGGCAGCCCCCGUCUGCCCAAGAAGACAGCCCGAGCCCCCCAGCCAAGCGGGCUUCCCGGAAGACGAGCUCCAAGGCCAGCGGCUUCCCCCGGCGUGGGCACCACAGCUCCCGCUCUCUCGGAAGCGCUGCUGAGCUGUGACUCCGGACGUGAGCAGAGUUAGGAAGACGUCCUAUUUCGGGCAUUCUCGAUUUUUUUUUCCCCUCGUCUUCCCUUCGCCUCCUGCCUCCGUUUGGACUCGCUGAUGGAUUCAUGCCCAAGCUUCCCGUUCCCUUGUCAGACCCCACGAGUUUCUUUCUGAUGUAUUGGCUGGGGUGGGGGUGGGGAGGGAGGGGGGUGGGGGAAGGGUCCGGAGGUGGCACUUCUCGUGGCCGUUCUGUUCGGUCUGCUGUUUCCUUGUCUGGUCUCUGGCCUCUGUAUAGAUUCCUAGAUCCAUCUGACAUCAUCAACACGCACACACCCAUCCAAGCUCUCCCUCAGCUCCGCUGAGGAGACUGGGGGAGCUACCUGCUCCCCGACAGAAUCGUGAGCCAAUAAAACUCUCCGACACCUCG